Carassius carassius (crucian carp) is the source of this 2400-nucleotide messenger RNA. RefSeq names its product tetratricopeptide repeat protein 22-like. The record is from RefSeq and is a predicted model, not a curated record. NCBI's taxonomy places the organism in Eukaryota, Metazoa, Chordata, Actinopteri, Cypriniformes, Cyprinidae. The transcript has 9 exons. Bases 299 to 1963 code for a protein of 554 amino acids. Gene Ontology annotation, molecular function: protein binding.
UCGAAUCUCACGACUGCUGGACUGAAUUCCACCUGCAUGACAGCGAGCGGAGAGCAGAAGUUCACUGCCGUAAACAACGGAGAAAACGCGACCGAAGAAAUGAGCAAUUCACUCCCACAAGUUAAAUAAGGGCCAAGACCAUGUCAAGAUGACAUCAUUAAACAUCUGCUAGCUGCACAAAGAGGAUCCCCCUCUGUUAUAAUCAUCUUGGACAAAAACAGGAGCGUGAGGAGAACCGCUCACAACAGACCCACAUUUCCAGCCUGAGUCAGGCAUUGUCAGUAAGUGUUUGGGGACAAUGGAGGACAGCACAGAAGAAGACAUUGAGUCUUUGAUUGAGGGGAUGGCCUACAUCCCUGGCCACUUUCAUUUGGAGCUGAAUUUGAAUGGUGAACCCAAUGGACUAGUCAAUUUUCGGUACCGGGACACCCAGCUCAAACGCGAGAGCCUCAGGGCUGAGCUUGAAGCUGAGACGGGACGACUGCAGUAUGCCGUGCGUAAUAUGCUGGGCCUGCUGGCCUUCCAUGUAGAUGAACUGGAGACGGCAGAAGAGGCCUUUCACAGCAUCUGCCAGGAGGAUCCAGAAAACCUCAAUGCCUGGGCCAACCUGGGUUACGUAUAUGAACGCCUGGGUCGCGAGCUGGAGGAGGGGGAGUGCAUGGAACGUGUGGCUGCCCUUAUGGGCCCAGAGAUGGGGGAGAACCAGACAGACUGCAGGCUCAGGGUAGCACGGUGCUUGGCUGAACAGGCGUACACAUACCCUCAUGAUGUGGAGCUGGAGAGGGAUGAAGAUUUACAAGAGAGACUGACAGCCGCGCUGAUGUUAUACAACCGCGCACACGAUUAUGGAGAGGAACUGAUACCAAUAGAGGAAAAAAGAAGUUGGUAUUUCAAAAUGGCAGCAAUUUACAUAAGGUUAGAUGGAAUUGUAAGGGAUUCGAUAGACAUUGACCUCACAAGACUGAACUAUUUCAACAAGGGCCUCAAACUUCUCACAGAGACUCUAAAAUCUGACAACACACAUCUCAAAGCAAUGGCCUGGUGUUACGUUGGUCUCAUGCUGGAGCAGACAGAGGAGUUCUCCACUGUGCCAAUGUCAGUCCAUGAUUGUGGGUUCUCUGGAUCUGACCCCUUGACAUGUUACGGAUCGGCCAUUAAGCUCGCCACGGAUGAUGCAUUCAUUCUCAACAGGCUAGCAAACAUGUUCUUCCUGUCAGGCAAACUGGAGAUGGCCAAAGGUAUCUGUAACAUGGCCCUGAGUGUCCUGCCUAAGGCAGAACUCAACUGGCAGGCAUACUGCACUCGUGCCAAGCUUGGUGUUACGACAUAUGCAAAGAAUCUUGAUAAAGCGAAGUGCGGCCAAGGUGGCAUUCCUGACCGUCAGAUUCUGAAAGAGGCCCGUGCUGACCUGGAACGUGUUCUGGCUGUGCGACCCUGCUUGAGGACUCAUUUGGAGAUGGGUCAGGUUUACUACUACAUGGGUGUGGAUGCUCUGCAGGAGAGCCUGUUGGUCGAUGAGAUGGCGAUAAACCAGGCCCUGGUCAGUCUAGCUAAAGCUUUGCAGUGUCCUCUGGGCUCUACAAUCUCUAAACUACAGCUCCUGAGGGGUCGCUGCCUGCUGCUGAAAGGAGAGGAACAGAAUGCCAUUGACUGUUUUAGGAAAGCACUUGAACUGGAACCUUCCAGCGUCCAAGACACGACAGUCCUGCGCUGCAUGCUACAGGCUAUUCUAGUGAGCUUCACCCAGAGCGGGAAUGACACAGGUCAUGCUAUAAUCCAAUUAGAGGAAUGUUUAAAGCAGGCGGAAGAGCGAUAUGGAGCAAACGUUGUUCAGACUGAGUUAAAGGCUCUGUGCCGAGCACACACAGAUGAGGUGACAGAGCUUUUAAAAGAUCUGGUGAGGAAGGGGAGGUUGGAAGUGGUUAGAAAGUUGCUGAAGAGCAUACAGCCACAAGGGAAAUAGUUCUCACUGGGAAGGUCCAUGUCUAUUUGAAAGAAAAGAAUGGGAAGGGACUACAGAUAACUAUUUGACGGGCAAUUAUGUGAUGUCCAUGAGUUAUGCAUGUUAAGAUAGGAAUUAACAAUAAUGUAGCUUACUCAUUUCAAACUAGAGGUAUUCACUUUAGGUAAUGCUGAGUGAUGGACAAGGAAAAUUUGUUCUAAAAUUCCAAAUGUAUUACUAUGGUGUUAAAGUCCAAAAAUUUGUUUUGGAUUGUUGUCUUAAUGGCAAUUUUUCCCUCUAGCACAUACCAAAAAGCAUAAAGAGCCAAUUACUCUAAAAACGAAAUAAGUGUUUAAGCCUGGAGAUGUAUUAUGGGGUUCACAAGCCCCGAGACCACAUCAAAAAUGUAAAUAAACAUUUACAUUUACAAGUAAACAAAUAAAACCUUUCAAUUAAAA